This is a messenger RNA of Larimichthys crocea (large yellow croaker), 2984 nucleotides long. RefSeq names its product GDP-L-fucose synthase. Gene Ontology annotation, molecular function: GDP-L-fucose synthase activity. Bases 64 to 1035 code for a protein of 323 amino acids. NCBI's taxonomy places the organism in Eukaryota, Metazoa, Chordata, Actinopteri, Sciaenidae. The record is from RefSeq and is a predicted model, not a curated record. Gene Ontology annotation, biological process: nucleotide-sugar biosynthetic process. The transcript is spliced from 12 exons.
ACCAAACAGACAUUCACAGAGACAGCUACUACUGGAGACUUUCAGCCAGCACAGAUAUAGAAGAUGUCAGAAAUCAAAGUUGGGCCGAUGCGUGUCCUUGUGACUGGUGGAUCUGGACUGGUGGGUAAAGCCAUUGAGCAUGUGGUGCAGCAGGAAGGUGGGAAACUGGAUGGAGAGGAAUGGAUCUUCCUCUCUUCUAAGGAAGCUGAUCUUGUAGAUAUUGGGCAGACCAGGGCGGUGUUCGAGAAGUAUCAUCCCACUCAUGUCAUCCACCUAGCUGCAAAAGUUGGAGGAAUCUAUCAACACAUGAAGGAGAACCUGCAGUUCUUGAGGGACAACAUCAAAAUCAAUGACAAUGUACUAGAUACAGCCCACAAGAUGGGUGUCACCAAGGUUGUGUCUUGCCUGUCCAGUUGUAUCUUCCCUGACAAAACCAGUUACCCCAUUGAUGAGACCAUGAUACACAAUGGACCACCUCAUGACUCCAACUUUGGAUACUCGUAUGCUAAAAGGAUGAUUGAUGUUCAGAACAGGGCAUACUUCCAGCAGUAUGGUCAUCGCUACACAGCAGUCAUCCCGACCAAUGUCUUUGGUCCCUAUGACAACUUCAACAUAGAGAAGGGGCAUGUGCUGUCAGCACUCAUUAACAAGACGUACAAAGCCAAAAACGAUGGAACACCUCUGAACGUAUGUGGCUCUGGAGCUCCUAGAAGACAGUUCAUCUAUUCUCUGGACUUGGGCCGUCUAAUCAUUUGGGUCCUGAGAAAAUAUGAAGAAACUGACCCCAUUAUCCUUUCUGUGAGUGAAGAGGAUGAAGUCUCUAUCAAAGAGGCUGUAGACAUGAUAACAAAGGCUCUGGACUUUAAAGGCGAAGUCCAUUUUGACACCAGCCUCUCUGAUGGCCAGAUGAAGAAGACAGCCAGCAAUGCCAAGCUCAGACACUACCUCCCUGACUUCACCUUUACGCCGCUUGAAGAAGCCAUAAAAAUGACCUGCGACUGGUUUGUGACCAACAAUGACAUUGCCCGAUCUUGAAGUGAUCAAACACUGAGCUGAAAUUCACACUAUGCUUUAGUUCUGGUGUCAAGCAAGUUGGUGUCACAUCGCAAUAUUUAUUCAGUGCCACAUUAACCGAUCAUAGACAUAUUCUUCAGUACAUUGAAGCCUUCUUUUAAUCUCUGGAAUUUCACAUCAGGGUUAUCACUUACACCUUUCUUAUCUAAUGUAAUGAUUUAUGAAUAAUGUAAUUCUAUCCCAAUAAAACUGAAUGAUUUAGAAUGAGAUUGAGAAAUAAAUGAUUUUCUAUACUUUUAUCUAAUGCUAUUAACAUUGCACUAUUCCACACACUAGUGUCUCCAUAAUAAAUUCACAUUUAAACCACUUCUUGUGGGUGUUGUCUUUUAUAUGAAAUGGGGAAAUGGGGAAGGGGGUUAUGCAGGAAUACUGAGGUUAAAUUGAGAAACCCUUGGUUUCUUGGAGAAAACCCUUACACAGAAGCAGAUUUAAAAUUUUAUUACAAAUGUUUCCACCUAAGAAAAAACAGUUUGAGACAUUUUUAUUUAUCAAGUUCUACCUUAAACAAGAAACUAAGCUGCUUUUCACUCAGCUCACUCAUUAUAGGAGCCAAAUAUGUUGUAAUGGGUGUCUGUUUUUAAAGCGUAGUUCACGCUCUGUGUGUGUGGUGUCGCUGUGCUGUCACCUAGGGGCUCAGGUAUAUAGGAAGCAACGUCACUGUUGUUGUCAGGUGUUUUGACCUGGAAGGGCAAAUGGUAAAAGAAAAAAAAAAGGAAAAGGAGACGGACCCACAGGACUGGGAAAACAAAAGGGUAAGUUGAAUUUUGAUCACUGGCCAGAGAGCUCAGUUCAGUUAGGAACUUAGAGGGGAGACUCCAGGGGAGCCUCAGUCAAGGACUAGGAGGGUAAUGUCUUUGGAACGACAAUUGGAAAACUUGAUCCUUCAGGCCUGAGUAAACAAAAAGACAUCAGGAGAAGUCUGGGACUUCGUCAGUAUAGUGUUGCUUGUAAGCCAGAAACUUAAAGGUGAUACUGGGAGUCUAGGACUCAGAUAUAAAAAAGCAUGCUGUAGUGUAAGAAAAAACAAAUAAAUAAAUAAAGUAUAGUAAUAUCUAUUAACAGUGUCUCAGUGAAAUAAAAAGUCUACAUAUUUCGCUGAUCGGGCCGUAAGAGAAGUAAAAUAAUCUUAUCAUAUGUGAAUAAGAACAAACUAUAAAUAAGUGAAAAGGAAAAAAAAAACAUUAAAUCCUGAUAAUGUUAAAUAUCUUAAGAUAUGGCAGAAGAAGUAUGAUUUUGUAUCAAGAUUAGAUGUAAAAGAAUGUGAGGAGUUAGUGAAAGCUAUUAGUGAGAAGGAGAAAAGGAAAUGUAAGUCAAGGAAAGAAGGACUGUUACAGGCCAAGUUGUGGCUGAUACAAGCUAGAGCCAGACAAGCCAGAAUUCAGAGGAAGAAAAUAGAAGGAGAAGAGAAAGUUGCUAAAAGAGAAGAAAAUGCAGGUGAACAGAAAGAAGCUCAACAGAGCAGCGAAAAAACAAACUAACAUAUAUGCUGUCUUGUUUUCUGCCUGAGACCCUCAGGGUGAUAAUGAGUACGUGCCAUAUGGGCUCCGUCCGGUUCCUCCGCCUUAUCCCGUGCCUCCUCCUCCUCCUCCUCCUGCACCACCAACUGUCCGCCGCCUCUCUUCCACUCACCCUGCAACCCCUUCCUGAGGGUUAAUGUCACUCCACGAAGAGGAGAGAUGGCUCCACAGAUCCCUCAAUCUCCUCCAAAGACACAAAGCGGUACAGUAUACAGCCACACCACACAUGCAAAUGAGACACAGAGUUACAGAGGAAUAAAUUUAGAUGAUGAUGAUGAAAAUAACACGACUUUCAUCGCACCCAUGAUUGAGCUAUCAAACUCUAGAAAAGGCUUAAAACUCACGGUGAGCGUAUUUAGAGCAUGGACAGACCAGGAUGUUAGAGAUGCAACA